AUGCAACUGGGUGUACUGUAUAUCAUGAUAAAUUAUAUUUUUGAUAGAAGUAAUAUUCUUUCUGUUCACGCAGAUACGGAGACUGUUCUUGCACUGGAAUCCCAAGUCCUAAAGCUCUCAGAACCAGACCAGGAAUAUCUACAAUCUCGGAUGAUGGACGACCAGACAUUAUUUCUAUUAAUUGACGACUCCGACACACGGGCGGCAUUAUGGAAAAUAUUCUUCCAGGACCUCUGUUUCUUAGAUAUUAUUAAUAAGGUGAUAAAGAAUCUUCUUCUUCUACCAGAGGACCUGGAUUCAAAGAAGAUUAAGAAGAUUACUAUCAACUGUAAACUCACUCCUGUCCUGUUCCGAAUUGCUCGACUUCGGUUCUGGCUGGCUGACCAACACGGAUUUCGGAUCCCGGCCAUAGCCGAGUUUAUGCCCGGCCGAGCGACCCUGCCCACUCCGCAAACUCCGGAGGGCCUUGGUAGCAACGAACAGGAUAAAGCAGUGAAUCAACGUUGCGGUAUCCCAUACGCUGAUACAGUCGAUGCGGAUUGCUUCGCCCUGGAAGGGGGCAGACUAUGGCAGCCCUGGGAGUCCCCACAGGUUACAGCUGUGUUCUUCAGACAGUCGCAGUUCCAGACCUUCUUUCGUUACCUUUGGGAUAGGAGUGGAAUCAAUCAGGCUACAAACGCCGAGGACGAAUCGGCAGCGAGCGAGGAAGCCGCGGCGGUAGAUCCAGAGAUCCCAGAUUGUGAUAUUGAGCAUCCGAUGCCCUCGCCGAGUCUCUCACAGCUGCCUGAAAGAAGCAAUUCAAUUGAUUGGUUCAUGGAAAUGUGGGACUGCGGGUUGGGAGGGAUGGCAAUGCCCGCGGGCGAUCUAGUCGUGGUCCUUUUCCAUGGUUUGAAAAUGCGCAAGUUCAGCCUCCACAGUACAGAUCACCGCAAUGUAACAGAAGAGGAAAAUCUCCACGUCUGGCAUCUGAGGAACCCAGGCCAGAAUGUUCUAGCCAGUUUGACCGAAGAGAAUGUACAGGAUUAUCCGACAUCCGACUUAAAUCGGCUCAAAAGGAGGAGGAAGGGACUGUCUGAGGCCGUAAGUGAUAUAGCUGCGUGGGUAGACGAGCAAAUCUUCAGGCUAUCCACUCAUGUUCUUACUUGCAGUUCGACUGCACAAGAAGAGGAGUAUUGA
This is a messenger RNA of Aspergillus vadensis CBS 113365, 1176 nucleotides long. RefSeq lists its product as uncharacterized. The record is from RefSeq and is a predicted model, not a curated record. The transcript has 5 exons. Bases 1 to 1176 code for a protein of 391 amino acids. NCBI's taxonomy places the organism in Eukaryota, Fungi, Ascomycota, Eurotiomycetes, Eurotiales, Aspergillaceae.